CCAGUCAUCUAGUUUUAGUAGGAGUAAAAUCACCGGGUUUUAGUCUUAUUUGGUAAUAUUUCUAAACUUUAACCUUUAUUGUGUUUCUGUAGGAUGUGUAGGGCGUCAUGUUAGACUGUUAAAGUUUUUAUUUUUUUUUUUUUAUUUAUUUUAGCGGUCGUCAUCAUGCCGUACCUGGGCGGUAAGGAGACGGUGAAGGAGCUGAGGAGAGCUCUGUCCAACCCAAACAUCCAGUCCGACCCGCUGCGAUACCGCAACAUCAUCAUGAAGGUUAUCAGGGCGAUGUCUCAGGGUGUGGAUGUGUCCGACCUCUUCAGCGAGAUGGUGAAGGCGUGCGCCACUGUGGAUGUGGUUCAGAAAAAACUGGUGUACAUCUUCCUGUGUUCCUACGCCACCUUGAACCCGGAGCUGUCCCUGCUGGUCAUCAACACUCUGAGGAAAGACUGCCAGGAUCCCAACCCCAUGGUCCGCAGCCUCGCUCUGAGGAGCAUGACCAACCUGAGGUUGCCCAGCCUGGUGGAGUACGUGGAGCAGCCUCUGACAGCGGGACUGAGAGACAGAGCGGCCUGCGUGCGACGGGUGGCGGUGCUUGGAUGGGCCAAGCUGCAGAAUCUCCAACCCGGCUCAGACAUAGAUGCGGCGGUGGUGAACGAGCUGUACAACCUGCUGAGGGACCCGGACCCUGUGGUGAUGGUGAACUGCCUCCGAGCUCUAGAGGAAAUCCUGAAGGAGGAAGGAGGAGUCGUUAUUAACAAACCCAUCACUCAUCACCUCCUCAACAGGUUGAAGGAGUGCGACGUUUGGGGUCAGUGUGAGGUUCUGAGGGUCCUCCGGCGCUACCGGCCCCAGUCGGAGGAGGAGCUCUUCGACAUCCUGUCCCUGCUGGACGCCUCCCUGGUCAGCCACCACCCGCCCGUCAUGGCCGCCACCCUCAGCCUCUUCCUGAGCCUCUGCGCCGACCUUCCUGCCGUCAGCCUGGCAGCUCUGGAUCGAGCGCGAGGCCCCCUGCUGGCCGCCUGCGGGAGCAGCUCCAGGGAGAUGAGGUUUACGGCCCUCUGCCACAUACAGCUGUUGCUGCGUUCUGUCCCUGGCCUGCUGGGGGAACACUACAAACGUUUUUUCUGCGGCUACGCCGAGCCGGCCUUCAUCAAGCAGAGGAAGAUGCAGGUGMUGGUUGAGCUGGUUAACGACGAGAAUGUUGUGAUGCUGCUGGAUGAGCUGAAGGGAUACUGCACUGAUGUCAACACUGACACGGCUCAGGCUGCCAUCUCUGCUAUCGGUCACAUUGGGCGCAGCUACAGCGACAGGUGUCUGGAGAUCCUGACGGGACUCCUCGGACUCAAACAGGAACACAUAACCUCCGCGGUGGUGCAGACGAUGCGCGACCUGGUGUGGGUGUGUCCUCAGAGCAGCGGCACUGUGUGUUCGGCUCUGGAGGGCUGCGAGGAAACGCUGCAGGACAGUCAGGGCAGGCAGGCCUUGCUGUGGCUGCUGGGGGUCUACGGGGAGCGGGUCUCCAGUGCCCCCUACACGUUGGAGGCGUUCAUCGACGGCAUGAGGAGCGAAGCCUCUUUGGGGGUGAAGAUGGAGCUGCUGACGGCCGCCGUGCGACUGUUCCUGUGCCGCCCAGCCGAGACGCAGGACAUGCUGGGGCGACUGCUGCACCACUGCAUAGAGGAGGAGAGAGACAUGUGCGUGCGCGACCAGGCUCUCCUCUAUUACCGCCUGUUGCAUUGUGGGAUUGAAGAGACACAGAGGGUUCUCCAGGGCCGCAGGUCGGACCCCUCCCUGGGCGUUCUGAUCGGACGCCAGGCCGAGCCCAUCGGCCAGUGGGCGAGCAGCUUCAAUACUCUGCAGCCGCUGAAGCAGGACGCUGCGGAGGCGGAGCCAGCCAGCAGGGGCAGUCCUGAACACUCAGCGCCGAAGCUCAAACCAAACGCGGAUCUUCCCGACUUGCUGGACUGUAGCCCCGUCGAGACGGUUCUGUCUGAUUCGGGUCGACAGUCGGACCCCCCCGCCGCCACCGUCACGACGUCCAGUGCCGAGGCCACCAUCACGUUGUGCCUUUCCCCGGCCGUCGGCCCGGAGGAGUUCGAGCGCCUGUGGCUGCAGCGACGCGCCUCGCAUCCAGAACAYGUUUCCUCAAACGAUGAGGACUGCGCGUGGGUGGAAGAAAGCAUCCGGUGUCCGGUGGUGCCUCUUUGCUCCCCGCGAAGCCUCCAGGCCGCCAUGCAGCUCGUCAACAUUCAGACGCUCGCCUUCACACCGCCGCACGUGCUCCCGUGGAGGGUCUUCCUGUACACGCACACCCAGCACACGCCCAACGGCAGCGGCGGCACGCUGGUGCUGGGAGAGCUGCUGUACGCGGGAGAGGCACAUGGGAAAGAUGCAUCUGACCAACAGGAAGUGGUGAAAGAAGAGAGCGAAUCAACAGGAAGUGGAGAGGAGGAAGUAAAGGUGACUGUGAGGCAACAGCCGAGAGAUGCCAAAGCCCUGAGAGCGUUUCUGUCUGUCCUCACCUCCGUGCUGCACGCACUGUCCUCAGAGAAGACCUGAUGAUUCAACACAGAACCACUGACCUGAUGACCAAGUUGGUUUAAGAGCCUACUGAAACUCUGAACUUCCUCUUUAAUCUCCACUAAAAUAAACAUUCAUCUGAGAAAUAAACAUCAAGGAGACCAAUAAAAUCCCAGCAGUUUUUUUUUCCCACGAUGUCUCAGUAAAUAAAUCCAAGAACGUUUCUUAAAA
Molecule: messenger RNA, 2748 nt
Organism: Austrofundulus limnaeus
Lineage: Eukaryota; Metazoa; Chordata; Actinopteri; Cyprinodontiformes; Rivulidae
Gene: ap4b1
Product: adaptor related protein complex 4 subunit beta 1
Exons: 13
Coding region: 166-2556 (796 amino acids)
Biological process (GO): vesicle-mediated transport; intracellular protein transport
Cellular component (GO): membrane coat; clathrin adaptor complex
Source: RefSeq, a predicted model, not a curated record